AUGGAAAAGUUCAAGGAGAAAAUCACAUCUCUUCGCGCAGAAGCAGAAAAUGCAACUGCACGUGCUGAUGAACUGGAAGCACAAAUCAAACAAAUGGAAACCGAGCACAUCUCCAAGGAUCAUGAACUCUUGUCUCUUCAAAACCGUGUCAAGCUCUUGGAAGAGCAAUUGGAAACUGCUGAGGAGCAACUCAAGGCAACCACCGAAAACUACACUGAAGCUGAUUUAAAGGCAGAGGAAGCUGAGCGUAAGGUCAUUAAGCUUGAAAAGGAGCUGGCUGAAAUGGAGGAAAAGUACGAGCAACUUGAUGAGCAAUACAAGGCCUCCAAAGCAGAAUUGGAUGAAUUGGCUCGCCAAUUCGAUGAAUUGUAA
Molecule: messenger RNA, 372 nt
Organism: Mucor velutinosus
Lineage: Eukaryota; Fungi; Mucoromycota; Mucoromycetes; Mucorales; Mucoraceae
Exons: 3
Coding region: 1-372 (123 amino acids)
Source: RefSeq, a predicted model, not a curated record